Molecule: messenger RNA, 1011 nt
Organism: Ananas comosus (pineapple)
Lineage: Eukaryota; Viridiplantae; Streptophyta; Magnoliopsida; Poales; Bromeliaceae
Product: universal stress protein PHOS34-like
Exons: 4
Coding region: 137-640 (167 amino acids)
Source: RefSeq, a predicted model, not a curated record
CGAAAAGGCGCCGCACUAUAAAUGACCCCACUCUCUGAGCUCUUCGAGUACCUUCUCCUCUCUCUCUCUCUCUCUCUCUCUCUCUCUCGCCCCUUCUCCCCCACUAGAUCUCUCCCUCUCUCCCCACAGCUCGUCCAUGGCGACAGGUAACCUAGGGUGCGUGGUGGUGGCCGUCGACAGUAGCGAGGAGAGCAUGAAGGCCCUCCGCUGGGCCCUCGACAACCUCCGCCCCGCCGGAGUCGCCGCCGCGGAUCCCGGCGUCCUGAUCAUCCUCCACGUCCAACCCGCUCCGUCCAUCGCCACGAGCCUCAACCCGGGCUCCAUCCCCUUCGGCGGUCGAAGCGAUGUGGAUGUGCCGGCGUUCUCGGCCGCGAUCGAGGCGCAUCAGCGGCGGAUCACGGACGCGAUCCUUAAGCACGCCCUGGAUAUAUGCGCCGAUAGAAACGUGAAUGUGAGAACCGAAGUGGUGGUGGGCGAUCCGAAGGUGAAGAUCUGCGAGGCCACCGUAAACUUGCACGCCGACUUACUGGUGAUGGGGUGUCGUUCGAUGGGACCGAUCAAGAGGAUGUUCUUAGGAAGUGUGAGCAACUACUGCAUCAACCAUGUAAGCUGCCCAGUUCUCGUGAUAAGGGGAACAUGAGCUCCUUUUCUACCGUGUUUGCUGUUGUUGUUCUAGCUUUCGAACUAAGAGUGCAUCUACCAUUGACUGCCAUUGAAGUUCUUGUAUAUAGUCCAUGGUUUUCCCUGCAGUUACCUUCAUUUCGCUGUAUAGAAAUUGCUAUAGCUCCUAGAUUUGAGUUGUAUUGCAAAGUUGUAGAGGUUUUGAAGAGAGUUGGGACCGAGAACUAUUUUCUUUUUCACUCUGCAUAGCGUGUUGUCCGUUUGUAUAUCGGCGCAAAGAUUUGAGCUGUUUAAUUGCUUUAUAGCCUAAAGUUUUUGCUGUUUGCUUCAACAAAUAUGUUGUUUUAUAAGAAUUAACGAUUGAAUAGAAACUCGGAUAUGUUAUUAUAA